This is a messenger RNA of Oreochromis aureus, 615 nucleotides long. It is a transcript of the gene tomm7, whose product is annotated as translocase of outer mitochondrial membrane 7 homolog (yeast). Gene Ontology annotation, biological process: protein import into mitochondrial matrix. The transcript has 3 exons. The record is from RefSeq and is a predicted model, not a curated record. NCBI's taxonomy places the organism in Eukaryota, Metazoa, Chordata, Actinopteri, Cichliformes, Cichlidae. Bases 61 to 228 code for a protein of 55 amino acids. Gene Ontology annotation, cellular component: mitochondrial outer membrane translocase complex.
CGUCACUUCCUUCUCCCUGCCCUUGGAAGCAGCACGAGACUGUCUGUUCGGGAUCAUAACAUGGCUAAACUGAGCAAAGAGAGCAAACAGCGGCUGCAGCAGCUGUUCCAGUGCGGCCAGUUUGUCAUCCGAUGGGGUUUUAUUCCAACCGUGCUGUACCUCGGUUUCAAACGAGGAGCAGAUCCAGGGAUGCCUGAACCUACUUUCUUAAGCUUGCUCUGGGGCUGAGGAACAUCUUCACACGACCAAUUCCAUCAACCAAACCAUGUGACCCACCUGUGACUGGAUGAAAUGGACUUCUUUUGCUUUCCCCUCUAAAAAUAAUAACGAUCAGAUGACAUUUGUACAUUAUUUCUCACUAUCUGUAAAGUAAUGAUUGGACGUUAUCCAUUUCCAUGUAGCCUGUAACUAUGGUACAUGUACCGAGAUGUGUGAACAGGUUUGUCCCUUGAAAUACACGCUGGUUGGACUAUCGGGGUUAUUUAGGGUUAUUUUUGUUAAUGUGAAGCACUGAUGUUUGGCUGUACCAUUUGUUUCCUGUGUUUUCUUUGUUUUAUUUCGUUUUCGUUUUAUUUGUAAUUUAACAUUUCUGAAAAUAAAUCCUCAAAGAAAUGA